AUGGCGGAAAUUACGAAACGUUUCAUCAAAGUUCCUCCAGAAGAUGCUAAGAAAUUAUGGGAAGAUCAAUAUGCAGGGGCUGUCGAUAACUGCCAUCACACUUAUGUUCAUGGAAAAUGUAAAAGCGAGGCCAUGGGCGUAUACUGCGAAGUUGGACGACGAACGCGCACCUAUUUUGUUCUCUCGGGUUCAGUACUAUCCGUAUGGCCCGUUGUCGAAGAAGUGCUUUCGGAUCGUGAUCGACGUGCUUCUCGAAUGCAAGUGAUUCGAGUACGGACUGAUCAGGAUCAAAAGAUUGUCGGAGUGCUAGUUCUUCCGCACUUCGUUCGCACCCUAGUGGCUCGUCUCGAAGAACACUGUUCUCGUUGCUUUGUUGAGGCGAAAAAAGAAGAAAAUGGUCAAAAACCUAAGUAA
Molecule: messenger RNA, 414 nt
Organism: Strongylus vulgaris
Lineage: Eukaryota; Metazoa; Nematoda; Chromadorea; Rhabditida; Strongylidae
Source: the annotation of a GenBank genome assembly